This is a messenger RNA of Eptesicus fuscus (big brown bat), 1904 nucleotides long. RefSeq names its product actin related protein 2/3 complex inhibitor (gene ARPIN). The record is from RefSeq and is a predicted model, not a curated record. Bases 79 to 759 code for a protein of 226 amino acids. The transcript is spliced from 6 exons. Gene Ontology annotation, biological process: negative regulation of actin nucleation. Lineage: Eukaryota; Metazoa; Chordata; Mammalia; Chiroptera; Vespertilionidae.
GGAACCGCCCCGGGAAUCGCUAGUCUCUGCUCCUGGUCCCGGUCCCGGUCCCGGCACAGCGGCCUGGCCCCGGGGAGGAUGAGCCGCAUCUACCAGGACAGCGCGCUCCGGAACAAGGCGGUGCGGAGCGCACAGCUGCGCGGGGCCUGGGAGCCGGCCGCCCACCAGGGGGGAAAUGGUGUCCUGCUGGAGGGAGAACUGGUUGAUGUAUCUCGGCACAGCAUCUCGGACGCCCAUGGCAGGAAGGAGCGCUACUACGUGCUGUACGUCCGGCCCAGUCACAUCCAUCGCCGGAAGUUCGACCCCAAGGGAAACGAAAUCGAGCCCAACUUCAGCGCCACCAGGAAGGUGAACACGGGCUUCCUCAUGUCAUCCUACAAGGUGGACGCCAAGGGGGACACGGACAGACUCACGCCCGAGGCACUGAAGGAGCUGGUGAAUAAGCCGGAACUGCUCGCCCUGACGGAGAGCCUCACGCCCGAGCAGACCGUGGCGUUCUGGAUGCCCGAGUCAGAGAUGGAGGCCCUGGAGCUGGAGCUGGGGGCCGGGGUUCGGCUGAAAACCCGAGGCGACGGCCCCUUCGUGGACUCAUUAGCCAAACUUGAGGCUGGAACAGUGACCAAGUGUAAUUUCGCUGGUGAUGCAAAGACGGGCGCAUCGUGGACCGACAACAUCAUGGCCCGGAAGUCUUCCGAAGGGGCCACGGCGGAGACCCGCGAGCAGGGGGACGGGGCAGAGGAUGCGGAGUGGGACGACUGAGGUUCCUGGGAGAAGCGGUAACCCCGGGGCUCACCCGAGCUGAGAAGUUCUGCCAUCGACUUCCAUUCUGGAGUUCGAGGAAGAGUCCCCGCAGCCUUACUCGCUUUGAACAAGCCGUGCUAAGACCAAAUCCAUAGCCACACCCUUAGCAUCAGGGCCCCUGGCCCUCCCUGAGGGGAGUGUAGCCUCCUAGUUUCAUGACAACCACGGCCUGAGGGCAGCUGUGUCUCUGGAGGCAGGUGGUGAGCGAGUGGAGUGCCUGCAGCGAGGUCAGAGGAACUGGGCUUGGUCUUGGUGCAGAAUUGGGGAACAUCCCUCUUGCAUAUGCAAAGCAGCUCGGAGGAGGCUCCUUCCUCUGCCCUGGUAUUUUCCGCGUUCCUCCCUCACCUGCCCUCCCUGGUGCUCUGGGCUGGGGUCUCUGCUCUCCUGCUCAGGCCUCCUGUCCCCUGCGCCCUCUUCUCUCCCUGAAGCUGCCCGUUCUCUGUUCCUCCUCUGGGGCUCUGCCACCUUGGGGGUUCCUGCCUCCUGGCCUCCCUGUCUGCUUGCCUGGGGAUGCUGUGCCCAGGUGUGGCUGGCUGGUCCUCACCUCUCAGAUACACUCUGCCAGGCCACAUUUUUGAUAGCACCUUUUUUUUCUUUUUCUUUUUUAAACAAAGCAUUUUUAUUUUUAUUUUUUUAUUUCAGAGAGGAAGGGAGAGGGAGAGAGAGAUAAAAACAUCAAUGAUGAGAAAGAAUCAUCAAUCGGCUGCCUCCUGCACGCCCCACUACUGGGGAUGGAGCCCGCAACCUGGGCAUGUGCCUUGACUGGGAAUCGAACUGGUGAUCUCCUGGUUCCUAGGUUGAUGCUCAACCACUGAGCCACACCAGCCGGGCAUUUUUUUUUUUUAAUCUUUAUUGUUGAAAGUAUUACAUAUGUCCCCUUUUUCCCCCAUUGCCCUCUCCUCCCCCUCUCCCCCCAGGCCUUCACUACCCUAUUGUCUGUGUCUGUAGGUUAUGCAUAUAUGCAUAUAAGUUCAUUGGUUGAUCUCCUCCCCUGCCUUCCCUCUGAGGUUUGACAGUCUGUUCCAUGUUUCUAUGUCUCUGGGUCUAUUUUUUUUUAUAUAUAUACUAGCGUUCCCGUUGCAGGAAAAAUCCUGCAAUAGGAU